Messenger RNA from Spodoptera littoralis (African cotton leafworm), 1517 nucleotides. The record is from the annotation of a GenBank genome assembly. NCBI's taxonomy places the organism in Eukaryota, Metazoa, Arthropoda, Insecta, Lepidoptera, Noctuidae.
AUGGCAGUCGCGAAUAAGAAGGCGAGUUUUGUAACCAGCGAUUUCGAAGUUUUCGGGAAAGUGCAGGGCGUCUAUUUUAGGAAACACACUCAGAAGAAGGCCACGGAGUUGGGUCUUAAAGGAUGGGUGAUGAACACAGCUCAAGGGACUGUCGUAGGACAAAUCCAAGGCCCUGCAGUAGCUGUAGAAGAUAUGAAAACCUGGCUGCAAAAGAUGGAAGCUCUUCGUCGGAUGCAGCAGAUCCCGCAAUGGCACUGCAUGAGGUACAGAAAGUUGCAGCUGCAUGGCCAUUGCAGUCGCUGGCUGCUGAUGCGACGGACCUGAUACCCUAGGACCUCGGUCAGGAACUGGAGAUCCAGAUAAUGAACCACAGCAUCAAAUGUAAAGUUUGUAUACGUCUUAAUACAUCUAGAAACUUACUCAAAUAUUUCUAUCAAAAAUUGUGAUUUUAUGACCCAAAUUGAUCUUUAAGACUUAAGGCAUAUAGCCCAUAUUAGGAAAUAUCUAAAACUUAUAACGAAAGAUGCAACUGCUUUACAAAACUUGCUGUCGACAACAUCAAUAAAUUAGAUAGGUGUGACUGUUGUGUUGUUUAUCUUUAUGAUCUAAAAUGAUCCUUAAAUCUUGGGCUGUAAAGUCUGUGUUUGAAGACUUGGAUAAAUUAGAACCUAUCAAUUGUGUAAAGCUGUUUAUAGACUUUCGAAAUUAUUAUAUUGAAUUAUUGACUGACUUUAGGGACCUUUCCUAUCUGGCGAUUCUUUAUAUUUACUAUACAAUAUAUUCACGUAGGUGUCAUAGGAAUAGAAGAAUUUAGAAGUAGGUAAUUUAUUAAAUGUUUUAAUUACGUCCGUAGUUUAUUUUAUAAGUUGUAUUUUUGUGUAUGAAUUAUUUAUUUAAUAUUAGUAGGUAUGUGUAAGUACAAAUCUUUGUAUGAUUUACUUAUUGACAUAUUUCAUUUAUAACUUACUGCGAAUUAUUUCAUUUGUCAUCAAGUUCUAAUGAAAGUGUAAAGUGUUUAGAAAUAGUGAAAGAUGAUAUUUAUUUAGUAGUUUUGUAAGAUUGUUAACAAUUUAUGUAAUAAUUUGAAAGUGUGUAGGUAUAGUACUGCACAAUAUCUGGUUAACUGCAUAUUACGAUUGGAACAUUUUAUUUUUAUUCAUUGACAAAUAAUGUUUGUUUCUCUUGACCUUUCUAAUUGUUUCAUUUUGUAAUAUUUUAUAUAUUAUGUAGAAAUAGCAUUUGUAUAUUUCAAGUUUCUAUAACGUCUUUAAAAUGAGUAUCUAGACGUAUAUAUAUAUGAAAACAGAUUAUUGUCAAUAUCUUCAAGAGUCUCUAGACCAGCAGCCUCUUUUGUCUCGAUAAUAGAAGUUUAAAGCUACGUUAGAGGUUAGUUGAAAUAUAGACUUUAACUUUUUUGUAUAAGUGCCAAAAUCGCUAAUAAAAGGAAAAGGGAAUGUUCUAGAAAUAUUGCAAUAUACUUGAGUGUAAACAAUGUAAAAAGGUUGGGGUCACACACA